AUGGAGAAGCUGAGAUCGGUCUUCUGGCAGGCUACGCCAAAAUACAACGCUGUACGCACAAGCCAGUCUGACGACGAUGACCAGCAAGAAGGCAUGGAAGAAAAGCUACGCAGUGAACUGGCGGCGCUGGAGAGCAACGUCUGGUGUCUGCGCGCAAGUCUACUGAUCACCAUUGUAGCGCUCCUUCUUGUGACCAUCUUUGCAGUGGUAGAUCGAGUUUCGUAUGACAAAGCGUCACUCAAUUGUGGAAAGGGACACAUAGGUAGCGACCCGAAUGGAUUCGUGCCCCCUGGGAUCGGUGAGCCCCCGAGGUGGACACUAUUCGACAGCACGUCGCCAUAUUAUAUCGAGGAGGACACUUUCUAUGAUUUAAAUAAGACUAAAAUGAUGGCGAAAAGACUGAAGAGCCUCCACAAUUCCUCAAAUGUCCUCGCGAACGGGAACUUUGCGGAUUGGAAGAAGCCGGAUGGCACUGUGGCUAAGCUGCCAGCCUAUUAUUCUACAGUAUCAUAUCGACAAACGUACAUCAUCCGGUCCUUCCACCAGAUGCAUUGUCUCAUCUCAAUUGCAGAGGAGUAUGGACAUAGGGCAAACAACGUGUCGUCACAGUGGGCUCCUAAGCAUAUAGCCCACUGUCUCAAUGCGAUCCGCGAAGCCAUCAUGUGUCUAGCCGAUGCGACGCCGAUGACCUACGUGAAUGGCUUUGCCGUCGGGCAUGUAACGGAUGACCAGCAAUUCAUGUGCAGGGACUGGUCAGCGCUGCGCAAGUGGGCGAACGAUCCGGUGAGGGGAAUUCGCUAUAAGAACAUCGCGCCUGAGGGGGCGGGCUACGACAACAACACUGAGAUUCGUCCUUUCCCAGAACUCUCUGAGUUGGAGAAGUGCACCAGGUCUAGCAGAGACCACACUGAGAUAUGGCGGGCAACGGCGAGAGUGCAUGGGAAGGAUAGCGGUAUUCAUACCACUUGA
Messenger RNA from Colletotrichum lupini, 969 nucleotides. RefSeq lists its product as uncharacterized. Lineage: Eukaryota; Fungi; Ascomycota; Sordariomycetes; Glomerellales; Glomerellaceae. Bases 1 to 969 code for a protein of 322 amino acids. The record is from RefSeq and is a predicted model, not a curated record. The transcript has 5 exons. Gene Ontology annotation, biological process: mycotoxin biosynthetic process.